AUGUUACUCAUCAAACCUCUUCUCCCUCUUCUUCCAACAGCUACCCAAGCAGCCUACUUUUCCCAGCAGCCCCAAGACCAGGUAGUGGUGUCUGGCCAAUCAGUGACUCUGCCCUGUGUCAUCGUGGGGUACCGGGGAAUGGUGCAGUGGACCAAAGACGGCCUGGCGCUGGGCGGAGAGAGAGAUCUGCCAGGUACGCAUCUGAUCUGACGAACAUCUCUCUGUGUGUCUCUCUCUCUGUCCCCCCCUGUCUCUCUUUCUCUUUGUCUUUCUCUCACUCACACUCUCACUCCCCUACUUCACUCUCUCCCCCCUGAUCAAUUCCUGGUCUCAUUAGGAAGCCUUGGCUCUCUGUCUGUCUGUCUACUCAAAUGAAUGGAAGUGGAGAGAAACAAAUAUACUGCAGACAGCCUCUCUACCACAAACAGACACAGAGCGUUUCAUUUGUUGUUUAGCAUUUUGAGGCUUUUGUACCAAGGUGGAUAAUCAAUUGGCUGGUGUCACGCACUGACAUUUAGCUGUGUUCUGGACUAGUGGGAAGGUGGAGAGGCUCGGGGCUGACCAUAGACACUACAUCUUGAUUGUGUCUGUGAUUUAAAGGACAGUCAGUCGCCUCACGCCCCAGCCCUCUGUCUCACGUGUUGCUGCUGCCUUCCCCUAGCCAGUCUCUCGCUGCUCAGCCAACUGAACGGCUCAGUGCUUAACCGGGGGUGGUACAGCACCACCUCCAUUUAUACCUUAAAGGCCCUUGGCGUUUGUUUGUGGUGUGAGUCUGCUCAUUUUGCAGUCUUUUCAUUCCGGUUUGGGUUUGUUGUUCUGCUGUUGUUUUCUUGUUUUCUUUCCCAUUCUCUGACUCACUGUAUUCCCUGUGUUGGCUUAAUGCAGGGUGGACACGCUACUCCUUAAUGGGCGACCCGCUAUCAGGCGAGCACAGCUUGCUGAUCGAUUCGGCAGAGCUGGCGGAUGACGCCGUGUACGAGUGUCAGGCUACGCAGGCCGGGCUGCGCUCCCACCGAGCCAAGCUCACUGUUCUAGGUAAGAUACACAGCUGCUGCACACACACACCACACACACCACACACACACACCCUGAUCCGCACAGCAGUCCUCCAGCCAAAACCUGCAGGUUGGCUCUACAGAGGGAGAUUGUCAGGCUCCCAUCUUCAUUAUGGUUCAGACAGACUUACACACACACACACUCACUCACACACACACACACACACACACACACACACACACACACACACACACACACACACACACAUGUUUAAAAUGCUCAAGGUCUCUAUGUAUCUUUCUUGGGACUGUUUAUGAAAUCACCUGCUGUUAUCAGCUUUCACAAAUAACACCUGGAAAAUGUACUUACUGCCGUAUAUCAGCCCUGUAAAUAUUUUUCAAAACCAGCAAAACAGUCGACAGACCCAGCAAAAAAAACUGUUUUCCCUUCAGUAUCGAUAAUCAAGACUGUGGAAGUCUAGGAUAAUGUGAUUGCUGCAGUCACAAAUGACUUGUGUGGACACUUAAAAGUCAAGUUCUGCACAGUUAGCACAUUUUACAGUGAGUCACAAUAUUUGUCAAGCGUGGGGCAGCUUUUACAUUAACGCAAUGUGAGUGAUCUACAUAUUCACCAGGCAUCCAGAGGUUGGGAGUGGAGGGUGGUGGUGGAGAGAGGAACAGCAGAGGGGGGGAUGAGAGAGAGGGAGGCCCCUCAUGGGACUCCCAGACAGUGAAACACUGCUGGCACCUGGUGGCGAAUGGGGGAACAGUCCGCAGCACAUUCAUUAGUCUUUACUGAGCGUCUCUCUGAUGAUCUGUCAAAUACACCCAACAAAGCAGAGAGACAGUUACAGAAGAGACUGGAGCCUCAGCUCUACGCACCAACAACAAGGCUAGGCUACUGUACUGUCUCCCCACCGCCCUGCUUGUUUUUGUCAUUUUAUGAGCUCGUUUAAGCAGCGAGAUGAGGGGGAGAAGAAAAGGCAGCGAAUGAAAGGCUGAUCAUGUGAAUUCAAACGACCCAUGAUGAGGAAAACUGCUCUAAUUGGCUUGACUCAGCGUUGGGCCAUGCUCCGCUGACUAUCCACUGUCUCCACUUCUUCUCCGUUCCUACGACCACACGCCGCUCAAAGGAGCACAGUGCAGCGCGGUCAAUAGAGAUCACACCCACAUACACCCACUCAAACCCUGCUUCACAACGCCCGCACUGCACAGCACAGAGUGGAGGUGGGCGAGGAUGAACUGUUUGAUUGGUUAGCGUGAGCGUGAGCCACCACCGCGGUCACACUGACCUCAGCCUUUGUGGACAGAAAAGGCGGUAGAUGUUGUUUCCUAAUGCCUUGUAGAAUGUCCCCACUAAGAGAGGAGCAAAUCAGGCAGGGGUCUUGAGGUGUGUGUGUGCGUGAGUGUGGGGAAAUCGAUGCAGCCAGAUGAGACCAAAGCAAUCCGGCGCAGUCAAAGGAGUCAACGGCGGGAGAGCAGCCAAGGGAAUCGGCAUGGAAAUUAAAAUCACCUAGCACUCGGAUUCCAUUAGUGUCCGGGCCGCGGUGGCGGAAGGACCUCUGACAAUUCAGAUACACACACAGAAAUUGGUUCAGCGGAGGGAGUAAGAGAGAGAGAUAGACCGGGGCUCAGGCCCGCUGCUGUUUACGCCUGCUGUUAUUGGCUGGGGAGAUAGACGCCUUCAUCAGCGGUGGCUCUGCUUGACAGCAGCGAAACCAUGCAAAUAAAUGAACAAAUAAGCUAUUCAGAUGAAACAUCACUGGGCAAUAGUGGGAGUAAAAGAGAGGACUAAUGCCAGUCUCAAUGUUAAGAAGGAAAAUGAAAUAGGUUUGAAGCUCUUCUCUUUUUUUCUUCUCAUGCCCAAAUGUUGUCGGUUUCCAUUCCAGUCUACAAAGUACAAACACACCUCGUGAACCAGCACGAUGAUAAAAGGAUAUUGUUUUCUCUAUGUGCAGUGGAUGAAUUGAUGCAGCGUUAACACAUCACAUUAAUCUCAUUAGAUGUUCCUCCCAUUCAGAAGCCUGGUACUGUAAAAGGGGCUGUUAGUUUUGUGGGUUGUUUCUCUCCUCUAACAUGAAUCCGUUGUGUUUCCUCCUCCUCUCCCUGUAGUUCCCCCCACAGACCCGGUGGUGGAGGGGGGUCCUAUCAUACGUGUGAAGGCCCACACGCCCUACAACCUCACCUGCCGUGCCUCGGGGGCCAAGCCUGCUGCCGAGAUCACCUGGUACAGAGACGGCGAGGUCAUGGACACGGCCAUAUACUCCAAGGUACAGAUAGACUACAGCACAAUCAGAUAACAGGUGAGGCCAGGGCAGGUUAGAGAGAGCAGGGCCAUACCCAACCUCACCAGGAUCCACUAACACCCACACAACACCAGCACAGCAGAGCACAGCAGAGCCCAGCGAAGCAGGCUACACCAGCGUACAGCAGCUACUCAAAAUGCAGCAACUUUCUCUCAGGGCUGAAUACAGAAGCCGACUCUUCCUUUUCCGUUUCUCUGCUUUCUCUGUAUUUUCUUUAUUCUCUUUUCUAUUUCUCUCUCUCUCUUUCUCUCUCAGGACUUGUUCUUUCUCUCCCUACCUCCCUCUCUGCAGUCCCCCUCCCCUUUUCACUCACGCCUGAACCCCUCUCCUCUCUCCCCUACUACCCCCUCCCCUCGCACUCUAAAGCACAGACACUACAGCAUAACUGGAGCAUGCCAAAGCUCAGACAGGCAUGAGCGUUUGAUAGAGUAGAAUUUCUGCCGAGGAGAAAUCACCCACAACAAUGCCGAAACACAAUGGGGGGAUGUGCCAGAGCAUGAACCAGCCGCAGUCGGGAAAGUGUCACAUUUGUCAUGCUCUCUGACCACGCUAAACUACGCUAAACAACACAUUUAAGGAGGCUAGGGCCCACAGUGGAGAAAAGGAGGGGGGAAGGAGGGAAGAGAGAGAGAUAGGGAGAGAGAAAGCAGGAGUAAAGUAAUGGUGGGAGAUACUGAGAUACAGUUAGCUGAAAGAAAGAAAACAGGUGCUUUUAGAGAGAGGGAAAGCUAGAGUAGGGGAGGGAGAGGUAGAGAGGGGGAGAGGUGGCUUGGGGCAGAGUGAGGGGUGGUGACAGGGAGUGAUGCGACUCGAUCUAGCGUAAAAAUGCUUUUUGUGUGUCUGGCUGAGGAAGUGAACAGCCCGGUCCAUUGAUUCAGCUGUCUGUUUGUCCGUCCGUCCGUCCAGGGAAUGGGCUCUGCUCUUCUCUGCCCUUGCUCUUUCCCAGAGCUGCCUGUGAGACAACCCUCCCCCGGUCCCCCCUCCUCACCGCUACAGCCCAGAAAUACAGACACAGCCACCUCUGCCAUUGCUGCACACUGUCUGACAGCCCUGUGUGUGUGUGUGUGUGUGUGUGUGUGUGUGUGUGUGUGUGUGUGUGUGCGUGCGUGUAUGAGUGUUUUUGUGUGUGCUUCAAAAGCGACGGGCGAUAUCUCCAGAAUCUACCCCUUUCCUCACUUAGGCGUAUUGAUUCCUGCGAGCAAUAAAUAGAUCUCAAAGAUGAUGACAAACAAGGAGCGCUGACUGGGAGCACUCUCAGAAAUGUGGGAACAGCACAAUAUCCCCAGGCGCAUCAUAAAAUAUAUGAUUUAACCGCCAUGCCAAUGGACUGGAUGGCAGUUUGAAUGCCUCACACGUCAGAAUGAUAGGUCCUGCAGUGUCACACAGACACCCAGAGGGGGAAGACUCAGCAGGGCCUUAUAUGAAGCUAUACCUUUUCUAUACCUUACUUCCCUAUUUAAACCCCUUUGUCACUUUAGGGACCAAAGUACAUUAAUUCAUGGAUCUAACCCAAGAGGUGAAAUAAGGACUCAUAACUCCCUCUGCAUGUCUCUUGUAUGUCUUGACCAUUGAGAUGUACAGUGUCUUAUUUCCAUGUCUCUGGUCUGUUCUCUCUAGACGCGGAUGGAGGACGGGAAGAGGGAGCUGGCUGUCAGUAUGCUUCCUGUGGUGCCGGAGGACAAGGACUCUGGCCGUACCUACACCUGCCGCGUCCUCAACCCUGCCGCCCCCGCCGGACUCCAGACCUCCGUCACCAUCAACGUCCAGCGUGAGUGUCCUCCGUGGCACUUAGUGUCCCCUACAGUCACUCUGUAGUGUCCUCUUCUCAGUGAUGGGGACACACCCUGGGUACAACACUCUGUAGUGUCUUCGUCCAAGUGAUGGGGACACACUCGGCUACAACACUGUAGUGUCCUCGUCCCAGUGAUGGGGACACACCUCGGGUACAACACUCUGUCAGAGGACGGAGAAUACAGAGUCAGAUACAUUCAAAAUACCAACUAUCACACUUGCAUACUACUUAGUAUGUACUGAUGUAUUGUCCAUGGACUCUAGUAUGCUAGUGUGGAUAUUGGGACAUAGUCCUAUAGGUUAAACUCAGAGAAGGAAAAAUGUUUAUAGUGACAAAUAUACUGCCAAUAACGACUAGGAAGUAGCCUAUACACAUAUAUAAUAUAUAAUAUAUGUAUUUAAAUACUUUAGGCAUUAGUUGAAGGCUUUGGUUGAAAAAAUACAUUUCACCUCAGCACCACUUUAGAGUUAAUGGAAGAGUGGUUAGUUCUGCAUGCCUGCACAUGCACUCGCUCACCCUUCAAUGAUUCAUACACUAACCUCUCUGUGACAAACACACACCCCUUCAUAUAGGUCCUAGCUCAGUGACACAUACCUCCAGUGUUCACAGAGCUUCCUUUAGUACUGCUGUCCUGUUCCUUCUCCCUUCACUGACACAUAUUUAGCCUUCAUAUACUGUCAUAUACUGUAGGAUCGUCCAUAGUGAUAUAUAUAUGGCAUAUAUUAUGUUCACCUCUCAGUAAUGUUGUGUGUUCCCCUCCAUCCUGCAGACCCCCCAUCAGUGACCCUGUCCGUCCAGCCCCAGACUGUCAUGGAGGGAGCCAAGGUUCUGUUCAUCUGCUCUGCCUCUGCCAACCCUGAGAUCACAGGAUACAGGUAAAAAAACAGCACCUCAACCUACACUUUAUUGGGUUAAUUUCUUUCAUAGAGUCAAGUGUGUACUGCGUUAUUAUGGCACUAUUAGCCUUUUAGUUGGGCCAGUUUUGACUUUAUCAUUAUGGCACAUGUAACUCAAAAUGAUCUUGUGACCCAAAGUGACCUGGUAACCCAAUAUGAUCUGGUAAACCAAAGUGAUCUUGUAACUCAAUGUGAUCUGGUAAAUUGACCUUGUAACCCAAUGUGAUCUGGUAAAUUGACCUUGUAACCCUAUGUGAUCUGGUAAAUUGACUUCUAACCCAAUGUGAUCUGGUAAAUUGACCUUCUAACCCAAUGUGAUCUGGUAAAUUGACCUUCUAACCCUAUGUGAUCUGGUAAAUUGACCUUCUAACCCUAUGUGAUCUGGUAAAUUGACCUUCUAACCCAAUGUGAUCUGGUAAUUGACCUUCUAACCCAAUGUGAUCUGGUAAAUUGACCUUCUAACCCUAUGUGAUCUGGUAAAUUAACCUUCUAACCCAAUGUGAUCUGGUAAAUUGACCUUCUAACCCUAUGUGAUGUGGUGAUCUGGUGGUCCAGGUGGUCCAAGGGAGGAGUCCCCAUCUCGGAGGUGAACGGGGACAGCCUGGAGGUGACGGUAGACCACUCGUACUUCACAGACCCUGUCUCCUGUGAGGUGUCCAACUCAGUGGGCAGCACCAACGUCAGCACCCUGGUGGAUGUACAAUGUGAGUGGAGCACAUCACUGUAUCAUAGUACUAGUAGCCUGUAGUGUAAUCCCAGUAGUGUGUCUGUGAACACGUUCACCCUCGUCAUAAGAGUUAUAGUGUCUUUGGAGGAUGCUGUGUAUUGUGCUUUGACAAUGCCUUAGGAGAUUGAUUAAGUCAUAUUUAAUUGAAUGGUGAAUACGGGCUGUAUUAGUUCUGAUGGUGUCCUGGGCUCCUCUACAGUUGGUCCCAGGCUGCUGUCGGACCCCAAGCCCAUGAAGGUGGACAUUGGGAUGGAUGCUGCCUUCACCUGCACCUGGACAGGCAACCCUCCCCUCACCCUAGCCUGGACUAAACAGGGCUCCAGCGUGGUAAGACAACUAGCUCAAUCAAUACUUAUACUGUGUGUGUGUGUGUGUGUGUGUGUGUGUGUGUGUGUGUGUGUGUGUGUGUGUGUGUGUGUGUGUGUGUGUGUAAUGCGAGAAAGCCCUCAGAAAUCAGAGCUAAACCUUCAGAGGCAGUGUGUGUGAUGACUGUCAGGUUCACAUACUGCUGACAGCAGGGGAGGUGACACUCUGUCAUAACAACGUGACCACUAAAUCAAUCACGUCAACAGCUGAGACACACUAGUUAAGAACCAGCCGACACAUUUCACAUCCCACUCCGAGAACAGCUUCUCAAACCGCUCCUCAACCCAGACCAAGACUCAACACAAAGAACAUCUAGGGAGGAAUAUGUGAGGUAGCCUACAAAUGGCCCAGUUCCAUCUUUAGUUUGCAUCAUCCUGGUUAAAGGUCUCCCACCCCACCCCAGGCAAUACUAUCAGCGCUAGCUACAUCUCCAGGGAGCUUCUCUCCCGGUGUUUAAUCAGAUUUCAGAGGCAGCUUUUACUAAAAAACGUCACCACUUAAAGAGAAAAGAGCUGCAGGACAGCAGGCGAUGCUGUAAAAGCCAUGCUGUCAUCUCCAUCUCCCAGAGUGAACCAACGCUCUCAGGAAGAAAAUAACACAGGCAGUGCUCUCUAAUCCACACACACCACGGCCACCACGCCUCACACAGCUACCAGUAAUGGAUUAAUUGGGUUACUCUAUAAGUGUGGUUGAAUAAAAAGUGGAGAGUGGGAGUGAAAGGAGGGAGGGAGGGAGGGAGGGAGAGUAAAUGGAUUAAUCACAGCUUGAUGGAAUGGUGAGAUCAAUGCGCUAACGAGUGCGCAAGUGUAGGCGAACUGUAGCAGCCUCUAAAGGCUAAGGCCCACUCACACCAUGAUAACGUUAUGCUCUGCCGGCAACGUUUAAUUAGGACAAUCUCCACAGCAGCAUGGUCACUCCAGAGGAGCCUGGCUGUAGCUGGAGUUAAGUUAGAGCAGCAGUGGCUGGAGUGCUUAAUGUCUGUGAUUAAAGCCACAGUGUUGUCACCACGAUGAAAUGAAACUGAAACUGAGUGUAGGAGCUGGAGAGACUGUCCGUUCGGCCACAUCCGUACUGCUGCAACAACUGCCCCAAUGAACUGCUGCUAAAGAGUCACUCACUCUCUCUCUCCCCUCCCUCUCCUCUUAUCCCUCCUGUCCACCCCUCUCUCUCUCUUUUCCCCUCUCCCUCCCUCCAUCCCCUCCUCUCCCUCCCCAGGUGCUCAGCAAUGGCAACACCCUGCAGCUGAAGACUGUCACCCAGGAGGAUGCUGGGACGUAUACCUGCAAGGCCAUCGUCCCCCGCAUCGGGGUGGCUGAGAGGGACGUCACGCUCACCGUCAACGGUACGUCAAAGUAUAAUAUGAGUCUCAAUUGUCUGAAAAUUGGGCUAAUUUAAUGCUACUUUAAACAUUAGGUUUUUGGUUGACUUUUAGAUGUAGAAUAUUAAAGAUGCACGUUAGGUAUUAUCAAUGUAGAAUGUUUACACAAGCAUAAGAUGAGUCAACCAUCUGACAAUGCAUCUGUGUUUAAUGUGCCAAUGUGCCAAUGUCUCAAAAUCUCUCUCUCUCUCUCUCUCUCUCUCUCUCUCUCUCUCUCUCUCUCUCUCUCUCUCUCUCUCUCUCUCUCUCUCUCUCUCUCUCUCUCUCUCUCUCUCUCUCUCUCUAUCUUCAGGCCCACCUAUCAUUACAGCGGACGCCACACAGCACGCUGUCAAGCACUCCAAGGGCAAGCUAGAGUGCCUGGUGGGAAACAGCCCCCCGCCUGACAAGAUUGUAAGUGAGCCUCUUGUCUUUUCCUGUCUUUCCUGUUUCAAUGUUUUGUGUGUGUGUGUGUGUGUGUGUGUGUGUGUGUGCAUGUGCUCGCGCACACAUGCGUGUGCACAUUUAAUGCACACUGAAUCCCCCACCUACACACACACACACACACACACUUCAUCCCUUCACCACUCAUUGGGGAUGAGAGAGAGGGAGAAGGAGAGACAGAGGGAGAAGGAGAGAGAAUAGAUAGGUAACUAGACGGGGGGGCCGGAACCUCCUGCAGGCUGCAGCCAAACAGCCCCGGCUCAAUUAGCGCUGCAUCCAUCAGGCUUCGGUGGGCUGACCCCGUCAGGUGACCCUGGGUGCGUGGUCAGCUCUGACAGAGGAUAAUUAGGGUCUGAGGGGGAGUGAGAGGCAGGCACCCUGUAGACCUUACCUAGCAGCAGGAGAGAGGCUUCAGCACAGUCAGGAGCAUUUUACACAAUCUCACAGGUCUAGCAGGGCUUAGAGGCUGACAGGGCUUACCUACAGGGCAAGACGUGGGAGGCAGCUUAGACGUACGGCCUUUAGCAAUGUCAGCCAGGUGGAUGGAGAGGGAGGAAAACAGAGAGAAGGAAUGAGAGAGGGAGGGUGGUUGGUUAAAGGGUACCUGUGAUUGAUCUAAGCAUGGGAAGUAGUGGUUGAUCUGAGCUCUGACAGCGCUGCUAGAGGGGAUAAGGCUUCUCUAUUUCUAAAAUCCACCCAUCUCUCUCCCUAGGUGUGGACGUUUGGAGACCUGACACUCUCCUCAGGCUCCUCCGGUCGCUUCUCGGUCCAGACGGUGACCAGCGAGCACGGGGUCCUGUCCUCCCUGGUCCUGUCUGAGACCCUAGCCCAGGACUUCCAGCUCCGCUACAACUGCACCGCUUGGAACCGCUUCGGCACAGGCACCGCGCUGGUCACCCUCAAGGAGCAAGGUACGGGUAGGAAUUGGACAGGUGUCCUUAUUAUCUAUCAUCUCACCACAUCUCACACAGUCAGCAUGACCAAUCUCACUAAGACGAGCACUGUGGCUAGAGUGCUGGGAAGAGAGAGAGGGGUUAGAUGGGGUCAAAGCAGAACUCCAAUUGAGUGCUUAUCUUAAUUAUACUAUUUUAAUCAAUAUAAUUUAAUCAGCAGAUGGUGGCCUUAAUGAAUAAGUUGGGUCCCAUAACAUAGAUAUCGAUCGAGGAAUCAAGUUAAUUAGAUCAGGCCACAGGUGUCCCGGGGCCGAGCCGCCGGCGGUCCCUUAGCUCCCUCUCACUCUCUAAAUGUGUGAGAGCCACCCUCUUCAAAUUUACUUAAACCACAAUUUACACACACACACACACACACACACACACACACUCCGCACACUCUGCACACUGGAGUUGACGGAGGUAAGGAAGGAAGGCCUUUGUUGCAGUAGACACCAAAAAUAAGGUCCUCGCCAGCAAUUUACAUCAAGGCAGCUCAGCCGGGGUCUCGGGAGAGUUGAGCGUUGCGCUGUAUCUCUCUCCUGGAAUCUCUAAUUAGAUUACUGUCUAUUGCUUCAUUGCAUGUCAGGCCUUGUUACCCUUCUUCCAGAGAGAUUAGACACAAUAGCUGGGGACGCAGGGGGCUCUAAGAGUGUGUGUGUGUGUGUUUCUGAGGGACCAUGAGGCUUACUGCAGAUGAAUUUAUAUAGGAGCAGGCGUUGGCAGAGAUUAGUUGGGGGGGAAUGAGUAGAGUGGAGUUAGCAGAGGAGAGGAGAGGAGCAACGCUCUGCAGACUGGAUCUGUUCCUGCCUCUUUCACUGUCUCUCUCUGAUCAGUAGCAAGAUCCUGACACUUAUCUAUUUCCUCUCCUCCUCUCCCCCUCCCCUCUCUCUUUCUCCACCUCUCCUCCUCCUCCUCCUCUCUCUCUCUCCUCACAGAGGCCCUGUCCAUGCUGAUCAUCAUUGGGGCGGCGGUGGGCGGAGGGUGUGUCCUGCUCAUCUGUGUCGUCACCCUGGUCUCUCUCUGCUGCAGGCACACCGGGAAAGGUGAGGUCGAAGGUCAGAUAUGGGCCAUACCGGGGUUGGGCUACAUUCCAUGUCAAUUCACCCUAUUCAAGGAAAUGAAUUGACAUUCAGUAAAUGACUGUUCACUCAAUAUUUUUCAAUCAAUGUGGACUAAUUUAAUUUAAUUUCACUUCCUGAACUGACUGAAUUUGAAAUAGAACUGACCCCAACCCUUAGCGAUACAUGGUUAGUUUCAACUUCAUGAAAGGAGCACAAUCAAAUCCUUUUCUAUAAAGGCAACAGGCAUGAAAAGCAGUUUUAGAAUUGUUUCUAAAUUACAUGUUUCUAUUGAAUCCUCACAGGUAAAAAGUGCACACGUCUCUCAAAGAGUGACAUCAGAGUUCAGAUUGUGCACAGCGACCACAAUGCUACCCGUGGCAACGAUGAUGAGGAGGAUGUCAAGGAGCCCAUGGUAAAUGCCUCCGUUCAAUCACUUUCAGUACGUUUUCAAAUACCUAUUUCAUCUUUAUAGAACAGAUAUCUAUAAUGUACAUCACUGUGAUGAUGUGAUAACAUACAGUACAGUCAUUUUGUCUUGCUCAUGUUCGUCUGAGUCUAAGAUGUUCCACCUUUGUAAUUGUAGGGCCUGUUGUUUCCCCCUCAGGCCCCCAACAGCAGUGAGUCUCCUGGGACGUCCCGGACGGAACACAGUGACCUGCUGGAGGAGGACGAGGACGAGCGGUCCGACAUCAAGGUAAAAACCGUAAGGAGAAACACUCACUUAUACAAUGAUUCAUGCAUGGGAAAUAUUGCAAGCAUUUGUUGCAUGGGCUGUUUUGCUGGGUGUUUUGAAAAAGUCUGAAAUCUCUAUAGACAUGCUGUAUCUUUAAAAGCGGUUGAACAACUUAAAACCCUGUUGUUAUUUCCUCUCCCCUCAGGACCCCACUAACGGUUACUACAACGUGCACGCUCACGAGGACCGGGUUAUCCGCAGUGGUUUCUCAGAUUACGUGCCCAACCCCCGUCCUGUCUACACGCCAUCCCAGCUGCCCUCCCCCAGUCCGCUGUACGGCCAGCACACAGUGGUGGCAGCCACACAGCCCCGCAUCUACGACUUCUCCCACCGCUACGCCACCACCACAGGGGCCCGCUCCACCUACGAGCAGCAGCAGGCAGCAGCCCAGCAGGCAGCAGCAUCCCAGCCCGGAGCCAUCUACCCCACCGACCCCGUCUACAGCAGCUCUGCCUACCUGCCCACCGCCGCCACAUACGGCCGGGCCUUCACCAGCUAUGUCAAGCCCGCCUCCUACGAGAAGGUGGACGCCUACGAUCAAUCGGACCAGGCCAGCAAGGUGUCUAGCUCCUCCCGUUUCUCCUAUGCAUCAUCGCAGGUCUCCUCCCAGCAGUCCGACUACGGACGGCCAUCACAACGCAUGCAGACUCACGUCUGAUUGGACAGCGGAAAACAGGGGGUGGAGCGCAGAGGGAGAAGGGGGAAGCAUUGGUCAUCUCUAUAGGAGGUGUGGCCAGACUAACAUGAGGAGAGAGGACUGGUUGGUUGGUCCUUCUCCUGGACACAUUUUGGAAGGAGAUUUAGUUGACAGGGAUUGCCUUCCUAAUUUGUUAUUCAGUUGUCAUUUGGGGAUUGAAUGGUCCCAAUGGAGUCCCAAUGGAGUCCCAAUGGAGUCCCAAUGGAUUGUGAUGUGCCACUCACAUUCCCCAUCAAUAAACAAUCCACUACAGUGUCUGGUACUUGACUAUCAGAGCUGAGCCUGCUAUUCUGUUAUGGCACUGGUUUUGUUUUACCAGUGAGGGGAUGGGAGGAAGGCAAACUGGAAAUCACCAGACAGGAACAUCUCAUGACUUUGGGUGGCCUAAACUAACUGGAUUCUGGAGCCUAGCUAACAUUUCUCAAAAGGAACAGAAUGCUCAGACAAAUAGAACUUAUAACAGACUAUGAACGAAAAAGAAAAAUACAGACGUCUUCAUAAAAAAUUAAAAAAUAUCAACACAUUGUGGUCAUUUGGUGUUUGUCGGCAUGCGAAAGGAAUUCUAAGCACAUUAGUGUCUCUAUCCAUUAAAAGAAGCCUGAGCUCCACAAUGGCAGUCAUAAACCACUCUGCAAAACAAUAACUUUGGCUUGUGUGGGUUACUGGGGAGUGAAAGCAGAGGGAGAUAUGGAGAGAAUGUGUAUCCUAGCCUUCACCUAAUGGAGAGACAGCCUAUGUGUUAUCAUUCUACCCUGGUGGACAUGAAAAGGAAAUGGAAAAACCCAAAGAUGGUGAGCUACAGUACAUAUCAGUGUAUUGAAAGAGCUAGGGAUAGAGAUGAAUUCCUCUGGGUACUGUAUUACUUCUGUUUGCCAGAUUGCUAAAUGGAGACUAUUUCCAGAACAAUCAGAGAAUGUGGUUUGUAAAAUGGUGGCAAUCUUGAACUUGAAUAAGCUCGAGGUACUGUCUCAACGUGAACAGGCUAAGGUGGGUUCUACUUGUGAAACUGUCCCUCUUCAGACACCAUCCACACUCCAGUCUUUACAACACAAUCAAGUAGCUUCAAUAUGUUUACAAAAACACAGUACUACCCUAAAAUACUGACUAGAUCAACUGUACAAAUGGGUGAAGAAGCCCCAUUCUUUCUCUGUUGCAUGCAGAUGAUGUGUCUAGUGAAACUCUUCAGCAUUUCUUUUCCAUGUCCAUUAUGCUUGUUUGAGAGAUUGCUUACUGCACCUGGCUCAGUUGCAUUCCGAUUCCAGACACUACUGGAACCCUGUACUGCCAUUUUGUGUCGAGAGCCGCGCGACCGGUCAGUCGGCACAAUUGGAGAACGUCACUAAGUGAACCAACUGAUUUAAAAAAAGAUCAUCGCUCGUCUUUAUUUUUAUAUUUUAUAUAAGCCUUAAUGUACAGCUUGUAAGCUGCUUUACUGUAAAGUACCUUUAUAUUAUAUAUACAUAUAAGUCUAUAUCUUGAUUGAUUUUAUUUGGGUCCACAAUUCUUCUCUUUCUUCCCGUUGUUCAUCAAUCACUGAAUGCAGAAAGAUUAACUAUGCUUUUUGGGAACAUAACCAAUUGCCAUUUGUUGGUUUGGUUCAUAUUGUUUGUUUUUUAAUAAUGUAUUAAGGAUUUUAUUUGCUAAAAAUGAGCUAUUGUUGCUUGUAACUUUGUACACAUAUUUAUAUUUAAAUAAAACCAUUUCAG
Molecule: messenger RNA, 14012 nt
Organism: Coregonus sp. 'balchen'
Lineage: Eukaryota; Metazoa; Chordata; Actinopteri; Salmoniformes; Salmonidae
Source: the annotation of a GenBank genome assembly